This is a messenger RNA of Podospora pseudocomata, 2285 nucleotides long. RefSeq lists its product as uncharacterized. Bases 1 to 375 code for a protein of 124 amino acids. The transcript is spliced from 3 exons. Lineage: Eukaryota; Fungi; Ascomycota; Sordariomycetes; Sordariales; Podosporaceae. The record is from RefSeq and is a predicted model, not a curated record.
AUGGUUGGCUUCUACAUGCAGUACCUGGAGAGUCUUUGCCGCCGGCGUGGAUGGCACGACCCCAGCUACGAGUGCUAUCGCGACAGCAGCGGCUACACUUGCCUGGUUCUGGUGAAUGGCCGUGAGUACCAGACGGACCUUGCAUACGAAUCCGGGAACCUGGCCCAGGAAAACGCAGCCAUGCGUGCUUUUAUGGUUUGCCGGAACUUUUCAGUCAAUGGCGGCAUGCUUGCCCGCAACGGGAUCGUCCAGGGGCUGCCUGCCGACGACAGCAGCGUUCGCAAGUCUCGGAAGAGCAGCCGGCACCAUCCGUCUACAAGCCACCGCAGGUCUGGACACCACUCUAGCAGCAGUUCGACUACCUCUUUGGAGUGAUUGCCAGAGGAGCCGCGUUUCCGCGUGGCGGGAGCAGGGUGGACGUUGGGAUUCGCUGAAUCGCCAUGUCUGCCUGCCCCCUUUUGGACCGAACCAUUGCCCAGCUUGUGGAACAGAUCCCGGGCGACCACUACCACCUGGACAUUGGACUGUUAUUCCCCCAAUUAAAAUCGGAGAAGGCUUCACAGCGAAACACAGUGAGCGAGACCCCGCAGAUGAUACCUGGAUGGUACUGUCCAGUUUUCAUACGGGAUCGUUGAAUUGGUCAGCGGCACAGCGGACUUGAUGGAAUUUUCCACCCAAAAAAAAACCAUUCUUGCAUUCUCACGAAAUGACGAAACGAUAUUUACGACGACAUAGACAAGCUCGAGCUUUAGCGACCUUUUUUUACCCCAUCCCGAGCCUGCCUGGUUCCGGCCUUGGCUUCCCUGAUCAUAUCCACGGUGCAUAUUUUGGAUUUCUGUUUUGAUGACUUUCGCUUCAUUUACAAAAGACACGGAGGCAGUUUUUUCUUCACACACUUUUCCAGCUGGGUAUGACAGAACCAGCCGGUUGGGUUUGUGGGAGAAGGUCUGAGCUAACCGGACACUUGGGGGCAACUCUGGGUGGCCGCAAACACCUCACUGGGCAGCAAACAUAUCGAGUUUUCUCGCCUCUGGAUGGACUAUUACUCUUGGACCAGGGACCUGGCUUACGAUUUGGCCUGGAGUUUUCUACUUUUUUUUUUUGUUGCACACUCGGUUUCCUUGUUCACACCCUGGGCUCAGCCUCUCUCUGUCAAUGCCGGAUUCCUAUUUCACACAAGGAGGAGGACAGAGGAUUUUGUUGAACGUCUAACCUGUUCACAACCAUUUCACUGGGCGCUUUUUUAGGCCGCAUGUUUUGGAGAGGGCCGUUGUUAUGUAGCGGAGGGGGGCAUUGGACGCUGUCGGAGUCGCGAGGAGUUUUUCAAAGACUGGAAAGAAAAAGGUGGAGGAAUUCACGUUCUGGCAUCAGCGGGAGGCACCAUUAAGGACCACCUUUUCUAUGCCCCCUUUUUGGAUGAUUGUGGUGGUGAUGAUGAUGAUGAUGGUGGUGGUGGUGGUUUAGUCUUUUCCUUUUUUUUCUUUUUACAUUUACGACAUGAUGAUGAAUAUGAUGACCCUUUUAACGACACCGCUUAUGACGACAAAAAGAGAUGGAUUGAUCAGAGAAAGCAGAGAGACAAUUUUGAUGACUUGAGAAGAAAGAUUUAUCACGGGAGAAAUGAAUACACGGAUUUGAGCACAUGGCUGACUCUCCUGAUUUUCUUUGCAUGUUUUCAGUAUGUGAUGGUGAUGAUGGUGAUGGUGAUGAUGGUGAUGAUGGUGAUGAUGGUGAUGAUGGUGAUGGUGAUGUGGCGAAUGCCAAAAUUUUAACCCCUUUCCAAUCCGACCGGUCCGGAACGGGGUCCGAGCCCGGCGCCGCGCAACAGUGUUACUAGCUGUAUAUACGCCGUGUCGGACCGGGACCGGAGCCGGCCGACGAAUGAGAAUACGGAGCACGCUAAGGGGGCUUUUUAUGUUGUUGGGACGGAAAGUCACGUUAUGUUGUUGGUUGCACAAGGUCACAAGGUCUUGGGGAGCAGCAGGUGACCUCGUGGUGAAGCUUAUGUCAAACAUGGGCUUUCGUUUUGUUUCAUAGGUACGCGACGAGGUCCCCCAACAAAAGGUGGCUGUGCAGAAUUGGGAUGUGCAUGAUUUGAGGGAUCUGGGAAGGUAUGAACCAGGUUUAUGGGUUUUUGAGGGAUAGGUGUUGAAGACGCCCAUAGUAGCGGAGUAUAUAACAUGUGGGAGAGCAAGGAGUAGCUAGAGGAGAGCAACACUCGGAGAGCAGACAGAGUCUCAUUGAUAGCUUCAGCUUGCUCUGAAGAAAAGAGCUCAACCCCCUUC